AUGGGUGUUCAACAACGCCCAAACAAAAAUCAUAAAGGGGCAAAAAAUGUAGCUUGGUGUGUGAAGGAAGAUGUUGCCCUUAUGUCAUCUUGGAUCUAUGCUAGCGAAGAUAACAUUCGAGGAAAAAAUCAAAGAGGGGAAUCGUUUUGGGCACGUGUUCAUAAAUUGUAUCACAACACCCAAGCAGAAAAUCCAAAUGAGCUCAACGAACGAAACAUUGAAUCGAUGAAAGGUCGCUGGAAACGUCUUAACGAAAAUGGAAACAAAUGGGUUGCUGCUUGCAGGGAAGCAAAUGCUCGAAGAAGGAGUGGCAUGAGCGACAACGAUGUUGAGAAAGAAGCUCAUUCCAUUUACGAAGCAGGUGGAAAUAAGUUUCUAGAUUUGAUUGUAUUUAAUGAAGUUAUGAGUAAACAUCCCAAGUGGAAUGUUCAUGAUACCACCCAUGUUUUUCGUCGUCAAAGUGAAGAUGCUGAUGACCAGGAAAGUGGUGGCAGUUCGAAAAGAUCAAAGACUUCGGAAGAUGGAGGAUUUUCUAUCCCUUAUAAUAUAUGA
Salvia miltiorrhiza (redroot sage) is the source of this 552-nucleotide messenger RNA. RefSeq names its product glutathione S-transferase T3-like. The record is from RefSeq and is a predicted model, not a curated record. Lineage: Eukaryota; Viridiplantae; Streptophyta; Magnoliopsida; Lamiales; Lamiaceae. Bases 1 to 552 code for a protein of 183 amino acids. The transcript has a single exon.